Bactrocera latifrons is the source of this 930-nucleotide messenger RNA. RefSeq lists its product as uncharacterized. The record is from RefSeq and is a predicted model, not a curated record. Bases 1 to 930 code for a protein of 309 amino acids. NCBI's taxonomy places the organism in Eukaryota, Metazoa, Arthropoda, Insecta, Diptera, Tephritidae. The transcript has a single exon.
AUGUUACCUCAGGGGUCACAUCUGGGGCCUAUUUUCUUUAAUAUCUUCGUAAACGAUAUUGGCGAUAACUUUCAAUCAGAAUUUUUGCUGUAUGCAGACGAUUUGUAUGAGACGAUCUUCAGAAUGAUAACCAGUGGGCAAGACCUUCGAGUUCUUCAGAAUGACAUAGACAAGCUUUCGUUGUGGUACCGAUUAAACAAAUUGGACUCGAACGUCACAAAAUGUGUUACUGUAUCCUACUCACSGUCACAUAUCAGAAUACCAGCUAAUUAUUAUCUAAAUGAUGAGUUGUUAAGUGAAGUGGAUCAUGUAAAUGACCUGGAUAUCAUCAUAGACAAUCAACUGACAUUUAACAAGCAUAUUGAGAAGAUCACUCUCCAGGAUUUUAAAGCUCUGGGAUUCAUUACUAGAACUAGUAAGGAUUUCAUGAAUCCCAUCUCACUGUUACGCCUUUAUUCAUCAAUGGUUCUGCCAAUUUUAGAAUAUGGCACUGUAAUUUGGUCGCCUUAUACCGAUGAAGCCUCUAGUCGUAUUGAAAAAAUACAAACAAAGCUAAGUAAAUGUAUUGGCUAUCAAUAUGGGAUUCCUGGCGGUUACAACACAGUGUAUGAUAUUUAUAAACACUAUAACAUCAACAGCCUGCAAGAACGUCAUCAAGUACCUGACAUGAUAUUUUUCUUCAAAGUCGUGAACGGCCUUAUCGAUGCGCCAGACAUCAUCAGCAGUUUCGAAUUUGCAUCAGUGCGUCUCUCACUGAGACGUAACCGUCUCUUGAAGACUAUGAAAACUACCAAGAGCUACAUUUUCAAUGGUCCACACAACCGUCUGGCCAGGCUCGUYAACUCAUUACAUAGUGAUGUGGACUUCUAUAGCGGAUCACUCAGUGCCUUCAUCCCGGAUAUCAAAUCACGUCUACUGCAAUAUCCCUAG